Molecule: messenger RNA, 618 nt
Organism: Neltuma alba
Lineage: Eukaryota; Viridiplantae; Streptophyta; Magnoliopsida; Fabales; Fabaceae
Product: heat shock 70 kDa protein 16-like
Exons: 5
Coding region: 29-538 (169 amino acids)
Biological process (GO): protein folding
Cellular component (GO): cytosol; nucleus
Molecular function (GO): ATP binding; ATP-dependent protein folding chaperone
Source: RefSeq, a predicted model, not a curated record
GAAUAGCUUGGAGUCCUAUAUUUACGAGAUGAGGAGUAAGCUCUUUGACACCUACCGGAGCUUUGCGAGUGACCAAGAGAGGGAAGGCAUAUCUAGAAGUCUGCAAGAGACUGAAGAGUGGCUUUAUGAGGAUGGUGAUGAUGAAACUGAGGUGGCUUACUCGGAAAGACUAGAAGAUGUAAAGAAGCUUGUGGAUCCAAUUGAGAAUCGGUAUAAAGAUGAAGAAGCAAGAGCACAAGCUACAAGAGAUCUGUUGAAGUGCAUUGUGGAUCACCGCAAGUCUGCAGAUUCCCUCCUUCCCCAGGAUAAAGAAUUGAUCAUAAACGAGUGCGAUAAAGCAGAGCAGUGGCUGAGAGAGAAAUUACAGCAACAAGAUUCCUUGCCUAAGGACAAUGACCCAAUUAUAUGGUCAAGUGAUAUUAAAAGCAAGGCGGAGGAUUUGAAACUGUUGUGCCAACAGGUGCUGGGAUCCAAGGGUUCGUCAACAGUUCCAGAGGACAAAGGCAAAGACAAGCCAGAUACUUCCAGUCACCUUUGAUGAAUCUCUUGAUAUUGAUAGGCAAAGACACAAAUUUUCAUUAUACUCCUGACUAAAUUUUCUUCUUUCUUUUCUGGUUC